CCUGGGUGUUUGUGGUAUAUCCGGCGGUCUUUGGUUCUCAAGUGAGGAGACGAACACAGUUCGAGCGCUUUAUUUAAAACAGUUUACGACAGAAACUCACAGAGAUAGAGACGUAUGCGUCCGGGCUUCUGUAGCUUAGCUUAGCCUUGCCUAGCCCAGUUUAGCGCAGCGUCACUCACACAUGCCAAACUCGCCGGGAGUUUCGGAAAAUACGGCGCUCAUUACGUCAGUCAGUCACCGGUGAAUCAACCGUCAGAGCAACCGCGACUGAAAUAAAUCCGACAUGACUCAACAAGCGGCUGCGAUGCAAACCUACAACAACGAGCUAGCUAAAUGUAUCGAGGACCUGCGGGAAAAGAGGGAGGAGCUAAACAGUCAGAUCAGGCAGGAGGAGGACGAGAAGGAGCGACUGCAGCACGACAUCCGUCUGCUCACGGACAAACUGAGCCGAGUCAACGAGAGUCUGACUCAGAGACUCGCCGCCCGAGCCACGUUUGACCAGACGUUGGCCGAGACCGAGGCUGCGUACGCUAAGAUCCUGGAGAGUUCGCAGUCUCUUCUCAGCGUCCUGAAGCAGCAGACGGGAAACCUGAGCAAAGCCACCCAGCCUCGCAGAAAAGAGCAUUAACAACAACAAGAAGGGUCACUCGACCUUUGAUCUCUGCACUUUCUUUUAAACAGUUUAUUCUCUCAGUUAUUUAUAUUUAAAUGUGUCUGUUGUGAAUGCUUCAUUUGAAUAAAUGUCUUUCUUAUACUUCAAACUAUGGCUUUGUAAUGUGUCAUGAAAAUGCUGUGAUUUACUUUGAAGUGCCACAAGAGGGAGCUGCAGCCUUGCAGUCAAUGACACCCAGCAGGGACAAAUUCAACUCCAAUUGUCACUUUAUCUCAGCAUUUUCUAACAAGUUAAAUUUGUAGAGCACUCACUCUCCCACACCAAACCCCAUAGAGAAAACCAGCGUUUUUAGCUCGCGGGGACACAGGAGCUGCUGGUCUACUGCUGCCUCGUCAGGUCACUUUGUGUCGCUGAGGUAAAUCUGAAAAAAAGAUUUUCAAUGCCGAAUAAUACAAAAUAAGACAUUUGAACUUAGUGAUGGAGGCAGCAGUGGAUCAACAACUCUUGUGUCGUGAUGUUAAUAUCGUCGAUUUUCUCCAUGGGGUUUGGUGUGGGAGAAUGAGGGGUUUAUAAAGUUCGGUUUCCUGUUGGAAAAGUCUGUCACACAGUGAGAUAAAGACGUGAACACACCAUUUCCUUCCUGCAAUACAAAACAACUCUUUGUUUCUUACCUGAAAUGUAAAGAAAUUAGUUUUUUGAAUUGUGUUUUUGAGGCAUUUAAAGCAGAAUAAAUCCUUCUGGAUCUUUCCGUUC
Solea solea (common sole) is the source of this 1366-nucleotide messenger RNA. It is a transcript of the gene ssna1, whose product is annotated as Sjogren syndrome nuclear autoantigen 1. Bases 284 to 628 code for a protein of 114 amino acids. Lineage: Eukaryota; Metazoa; Chordata; Actinopteri; Pleuronectiformes; Soleidae. The transcript is spliced from 3 exons. The record is from RefSeq and is a predicted model, not a curated record. Gene Ontology annotation, cellular component: ciliary basal body; centrosome.